This is a messenger RNA of Salvelinus namaycush (lake trout), 2403 nucleotides long. RefSeq names its product kelch-like protein 8. Gene Ontology annotation, molecular function: protein binding. The record is from RefSeq and is a predicted model, not a curated record. Lineage: Eukaryota; Metazoa; Chordata; Actinopteri; Salmoniformes; Salmonidae. Bases 105 to 1958 code for a protein of 617 amino acids. The transcript is spliced from 10 exons.
GCCAAAACGAAUCGAAUUGGUUAUUUCUUCACUGCAAGAAAUGAAAUUGGAUUGAAGUGUGCAUGGAUUUGUACAAGCUGAGGUUUGGCUCCCUGUAGACGGUGAUGGCGCCAGGGGAUAUGGUGCCGGAACAUGCCAAGCAGCAUAAGCUCAAACAGGAGAAGGAGAAGCUUCAGAGCACCACCAGGCCUGAUAGAGACUCUGAGCCAGAUGGAUCUUUUGUCUUUGAGGCCCACGAGGCAUGGAAGGACUUCCACAACUCUUUGCACCAGUUCUACGAAGUGGGGGAGCUCUGUGAUGUUACACUGAAGGUGGGAAGCAGGCUGAUACCAUGCCACAAGCUGGUACUGGCCUGUGUCAUCCCUUACUUCAGGGCCAUGUUCUUGUCUGAGAUGUCAGAGGCCAAACAGGACCUGAUAGAGAUCAAGGACUUUGACGGAGGCGCCAUCCACGACCUGGUGCGUUUUGCCUACUCCUCCCGCCUGACCCUGACAGUGGACAACGUGCAGCCUCUUCUCUAUGCAGCCUGUAUUCUGCAGGUGGAGCUGGUCGCCAGGGCCUGCUGUGAGUAUAUGAAGGCACACUUCCACCCCUCCAACUGCCUGGCUGUCCGCACCUUUGCCGAGAGCCACAACCGCGUCGACCUGAUGGACAUGGCGGACCGGUAUGCUUGCGAGCACUUCCGGGAGGUGGUGGACUGUGAGGACUUCCUGUGCGUGUUGCCUCAGCACCUGAGAACCCUGCUGUCCUCCAGCGAACUGAACAUCCACUCUGAGAGACAGGUUUACAACGCUGCUGUCAAGUGGCUGAAGGCCAACCCCCAGCACCAUGAGGCCUGGCUGGAACAGAUCAUGACUCAGGUGCGCCUCCCCCUGCUCCCAGUAGACUUCCUGACAGGCACGGUGGCCAAGGAGGAGAUGAUCAAAGGAAAUCUGAGCUGCCGGGAUCUGCUGGAUGAGGCCAGGAACUAUCACCUGCACCUCAGCAACAAGGUGGUGCCUGACUUUGAGUACUCAGUCCGCACCACGCCUAGGAAACAUACUGCAGGGGUAUUGUUCUGUGUUGGUGGCCGGGGAGGUUCUGGUGACCCGUUCCGCAGCAUCGAGUGUUACUCCAUCAGCAAGAACAGUUGGUUCUUCGGGCCUGAGAUGAACAGCAGGAGACGCCAUGUUGGAGUAAUUUCUGUAGGAGGUAAAGUGUAUGCAGUAGGGGGCCAUGAUGGUAGUGAACACCUGGGCAACAUGGAGAUGUUUGAUCCUCUCACCAACAAGUGGAUGAUGAAAGCUUCCAUGAACACUAAAAGGAGAGGCAUAGCUUUGGCAGCUCUGGGAGGUCCUAUCUACGCCAUCGGUGGUCUAGAUGACAACUCCUGUUUCAACGAUGUAGAGAGAUACGACAUCGAGAGUGACCACUGGAGUGCUGUGGCUCCCAUGAACACGCCCAGAGGUGGAGUGGGCUCUGUGGCCUUAGGGAGCCACGUGUAUGCUGUGGGGGGUAACGACGGUGUGGCCUCUCUAUCCAGUGUGGAGAGGUUUGACCCACAUCUCAACAAGUGGACGGAGGUCAGGGAGAUGGGCCAGAGACGGGCAGGGAACGGAGUCAGCGAGCUCAACGGGUGUCUCUAUGUAGUGGGUGGUUUUGAUGACAACUCCCCGCUGAGUUCUGUGGAGCGUUUUGACCCCCGUCUGAGUCGCUGGGACUACGUCUCUGAGCUGACCACGCCCCGGGGCGGAGUGGGUGUGGCCACGGUUAUGGGUUGCGUGUUUGCGGUUGGAGGUCACAACGGGAACAUCUACCUCAACACAGUGGAAGCCUUUGACCCCCGCAUGAACAGAUGGGAGCUGGUGGGGUCGGUGUCUCACUGUCGGGCCGGCGCAGGAGUGGCUGUCUGCUCCUCUCACAUCAGCCAUAUCAGGGACGUGGGCCAGGGCUCCAGCAACGUGGUGGACUGCAUGUGACCUGUGAUCCCUGAGCUGAUCACACUGACCGACUGCACGGGAAGACCAACCCAACCCAAGCACUCAACCACACUGUCACUGAACAGGAGCACUAGUGGUUGUUCCUUUAAGCACUGACUGGAGGGUUCUCCCCAAAGAAUGUAAGAGGAGCGCUGCACCACCUUGUGAACUAGCUGCGCCACUUUGAGAAAUAAGAUGCUUAACUUUAUUUGUUAUCAUAUAAGGCAACUUUUUGCUCUAGAUUGCAGGAAAUGGCACUUACAGGUGUUGAAAACCUUUAUCAAGUGAAAAUGGCUGAGAGUUGAGCUUUAGACAUCAUAUUAAACAGGCCUUGUGAAUAUCAGCUUGUAUUUUAAGAGCAACAAGUUAGUACUUACAGUGCAUUCGGAAAGUAUUCAGACCACUUGACUUUUUCCACAUUUUGUUACAUUACAGCCUUAUUCUA